Portunus trituberculatus (swimming crab) is the source of this 1627-nucleotide messenger RNA. RefSeq lists its product as uncharacterized. The transcript is spliced from 2 exons. The coding region runs from base 444 to 1199 and encodes 251 amino acids. The record is from RefSeq and is a predicted model, not a curated record. Lineage: Eukaryota; Metazoa; Arthropoda; Malacostraca; Decapoda; Portunidae.
UCAUAUCCCGCCGCUUCCUCCGUGUUUUUCAAAGGACAUUUUCAAUUUCGACUAAGCUUCACGGCGGAAAGGCGGCCACACACUUAGGAUUCGCGUUGUCCUCACAGCUGUUGUAAAGCAUCUGUCACACUGCUUCUUUCUGUCCAGGCACAAACAGCUGCGUCAGGACACGGGCGAGGAUAGCGCUUCUCCUCUCUUGCAAUGGGAAGCAAAGGGGGCACUCCUCACUUCCAGAAGUUGUGCUAUGCGUCACCUGCACAGUGGAAAAAACUCUAAAAUCACACAACUCAUAUCAAUCAACAGUGGUGUCUCGCGAUAACAGGACUAACGUUUAAUGAUAAAUAAGUGAACUUUAUCAUAUUACCGACUUGGCAACUCUGAGUACAGACUAGACAGAUAUCUCGUACACUUUGUCAGUGCAGGCGCCCGACUGCCGCAACAAGAUGGAGAAUUAUUUUAGAGAAAAGAAACGUUUUGUAGCGAGAAGGAAAAGAAGUGAGGGCAGUGGACGUCUUGGCCCGACUACAGACACUUCCCAGAACCCAGUGGAGCAGGACGAGGAUGAUUACAAAAGGCCCUUGGAGGACAUGUUACUGAAGGUGAGGGAAAAAAAAGACGCAUCACACCAGACUUACUGGCUGCCAGAGUCACCGUACAGCUUAGGAGGUUAUGCAGAAUACGUUCCGGUGAGGCAGAUGGUGGUGGCCGCUUCCCAAGCAGCCGUACAGGACGAGGAGGGAGGGUGGUCACUGCAGCUUUUUUCCUUACAAAAUCUUUGUACCACGUCUCUUAAGGUCUUGGUGCCAGGAUACCCUCUCGAAGGAAUCCUGUUCACUGCCACUCAGCGCCCUCAGGAAGGACUAAGUGUACCGCAGCUAGACUUACCAGCAGUCAUAGAUUACAUGAGAAGCUUUUUCGAGACCGGAAUUCACUUGCUGGAGGUGGUACAGGACAAAACGCGCGUCACAACUAGGUUUGUUGUAGGUUCCUGGAAGGAUCCUCGCAUGCCAGACCUUCCCUUCUACACUCCAAGGGCACAUGGCGGACCGUUCUUCAGGAAUAGGUACGGCAACUACUCGAUGCUCAAGACGGUGAAACUGUACCGCAGUGCUCGACGUCUCAAUCAUAACCUUGAGUUUUUCAUCUCCGUCAGCAGGGAGCAGAAAACACGCCUGGAAGAAAUGUGCAACCAGGCGUAGAAUUCCCAAUAGACAAGUGAUGGGCGAGCUUACUCGAAAAGGAGCCGCCCCUUGACCCUGCUGCAGUGCACGAAGCAAAUGGGACUCGCGUGUUGGAUGGACCAUUACGGAAAUUACGAUGCAUAAUGAGUUGCAAGCUUGGUCCUAAUGUGCAUGUGUGCGCCUCGUGACGGUGUGAAGGACGCAUGACGGAUCCGGAACGGCCAGCUCGUGCUCAUCUUUAACUAUUAGCAUACGUGAAUGAUACGAUUAAUAGGAAGUGAAUGAUCGCGAUUGCACAAUAUCAUGAACGAUGAUUUUGUUAGUGUUCCAACUACUGAGCGCUUCCGUCAAUGUAUGUAGCUUCACGUGCUGUUCUGGACAUGCAAUCAUUAUAUGGUAGCAUGCCUUAUAAUCAUACAUGAAAUAAAUACAUGAUUGUAGUUCCA